Molecule: messenger RNA, 1729 nt
Organism: Scaptodrosophila lebanonensis
Lineage: Eukaryota; Metazoa; Arthropoda; Insecta; Diptera; Drosophilidae
Product: nucleolar complex protein 4 homolog B
Exons: 6
Coding region: 136-1674 (512 amino acids)
Biological process (GO): ribosome biogenesis
Cellular component (GO): small-subunit processome; Noc4p-Nop14p complex; nucleolus
Source: RefSeq, a predicted model, not a curated record
GGCACUUCCGCUGCUGGCUGGAGUCUUAGCGCCUCCAGUCGUUCUUUGUGCCUGGCUAUAGGCGCGGCGGAUUAAAGGGCUAACAGCGCGUGAACGUGCGUACAUUUUAUUGAGGCAAUUCGCAAAAAUAGCGCCAUGAAACGUCCAAAAUUGACCGAACAGGAGCCGGAUGAGCAAAAAGAACCCGCCGUAAAGCGCUUUAAAGUUCCUCCAGAGCUGCAGCAGAAAGCGAAUGAUUUUCUCAAUGCGAAAAAACUCAAUGUUAAGGUGUUAAAUGAAUUGGUGGAGCUGCUCGAAAAGGAGGAGGGCGAUGCAUCCGGAGUAAUGCAUGUGCUUGAGGUUGUGUUUAAGAAUCUCUUCAAGCGCAAUUGCAUGCAGCCUGAGCUCGAGGAAAACGGCAGCUCUCCAAAGGCAGCAACAGUUGCGAAAUUUGAAGAACUCUAUGAGAAAACAUGGGUGCGAUUGCUGCAAUGCUUGAACAGUGGCUCUAAAGAACAGUCUGGCGCUGCGCUUAGAGUGUGUAUGGAGUUGAUUGCCAUCGAGGCGAGGCAUACCAAGCCGCCACUUAAGAGCUGGCCCACGCGACGUCUGGAAAGCAUACUGCGUACAAUGAUCGAAUCGGACGUGACGCCGCCUGUGGCAUUGCAACAUUUUCAACAAUAUGCCCGUUGUUUCGAUGUUAUCGAGGAGUCCUACAAAUUGUUGCUCACAUUGACGCCCAAAAAGUUCAAAGAUACACCCAAUGCCGCCCUCAACUAUCUGGCUAUCAUCAAUCUGCUUGAUCUGGGCAAGAAUAUGAUCAAAACCAGUCAACGGCAUGUUGAGGAUGCUCAGGAAUUCGAUUAUAUGAGCACGCGAAAAGUUGUAAACAAAGUGUGGAAACGGGUUAUGAAGGCCAUCAGCGGCAUUGACGAGAAAGUUCAUCGACAGGUUCUGAUCGUGCUGCUGGAACGCAUAAUGUCUCAUCUAAAUGAUCCCAUAAUGCUGACAGACUUUCUGAUGGACUCGCUGCAACAAUUUGAUGGCCCGAUUGCGUUGCUUGCACUUCAGGGCAUCUUCACGCUCAUGCAACAGCAGAACAUCACCUAUCCGGAUGUAUAUGAGAAGCUCUACAGUAUGUUCUACCCGCGCAUGUUCUUCAACAAGUACAAGGCGCGUCUCUUUUACCUGGCCGACAUCUUUUUGACGUCCACGCAUUUGCCAGAGAAUUUGGUGGCCGCUUUUGUCAAACGUCUGGCGCGCCUCGCCCUCCAAUCUCCCACAAAAGAUGCCCUCAUCAUGAUCCAUUUCAUCUGCAACCUGCUGUUGCGGCACACUGGUCUACAGCGUCUCAUACGUGCUACACCAGCGGCCAGUGCUGUCGAAAUAACCGAUCCCUAUGACGCCACCGAAACGGAUCCGGUCAAAUCAAAAGCAAUCAACAGUUCAUUAUGGGAAAUAAUGUUGCUGCAAAAGCAUGCCAUCCCCGAAAUCGCCAAUGCGGCGCGCUUCAUUAACAGCUCGCUGCCCACGCAGGAGGUCGAACUGGGACCACUGCUCGAUAUGAAGGAAUGUGAUAUAUUCGAUGCGGAAGUGAAGAAGCAAGUGAAGCAGUUCGCACUGGCCUAUGAACGGCCCAAUAGUUUGGCGCUGCCCCAAAACGAUAUGGUCACCAAAUACUGGAGUAUAUGUUGAGUUAAGGAACGCUUUGAAACUGUAGAUAAAGGUACUAAAGUAAAUUAAACGUGAA